Hypanus sabinus (Atlantic stingray) is the source of this 2068-nucleotide messenger RNA. Its product is annotated as ras-related protein Rap-1b. Gene Ontology annotation, biological process: cellular response to cAMP; Rap protein signal transduction; negative regulation of synaptic vesicle exocytosis. Gene Ontology annotation, cellular component: plasma membrane. The transcript has 9 exons. Gene Ontology annotation, molecular function: GTP binding; GTPase activity; GDP binding. Bases 225 to 779 code for a protein of 184 amino acids. Lineage: Eukaryota; Metazoa; Chordata; Chondrichthyes; Myliobatiformes; Dasyatidae. The record is from RefSeq and is a predicted model, not a curated record.
CGUCAGGCGGUGACUGCGGCCGGUGGCGGCGCUGACGACAGAAGCUGAAGUGGAGGCGGCCUGAGUGCGACUCGAGUGGCCGCCCCGCACUUCACAUCGCGCCGAGCGACCGCGGGCUCCCCUCCCUCCCUCCCGGUGGAAGCUAUUGAAAGCAUAAUUCUAUUACAUAAAGGAGCAGUGUACUGAAAAAUUCAGGAAGCACUGUUCACUGAAUACGUUACACAAUGCGUGAGUAUAAGCUGGUGGUUCUUGGUUCAGGCGGUGUUGGAAAAUCAGCUUUGACGGUGCAGUUUGUUCAGGGAAUAUUUGUUGAAAAAUAUGAUCCAACAAUAGAGGAUUCUUACAGAAAGCAAGUUGAAGUAGAUGGACAACAAUGUAUGCUUGAAAUCUUGGAUACAGCUGGAACGGAGCAAUUUACUGCAAUGAGAGAUCUAUACAUGAAGAAUGGACAAGGUUUUGCUUUAGUGUAUUCUAUAACAGCACAAUCAACUUUCAAUGACUUGCAAGAUCUUAGAGAGCAAAUUCUUAGAGUGAAAGAUACUGAUGAUGUGCCAAUGAUUUUGGUUGGUAAUAAGUGUGAUUUGGAGGAAGAGCGAGUGGUUGGAAAGGAGCAAGGACAGAAUCUAGCAAGACAGUGGUGUAACUGUGCCUUUCUUGAAUCCUCUGCAAAGUCAAAGAUUAAUGUUAAUGAGAUUUUUUAUGAUCUGGUCCGACAAAUAAACAGAAAAUCACCGGUUUAUGGAAGGCCUCCAAAGCCAGCAAAAUGCCAGCUGCUUUAAUAAUCCUAUUUUAACUUUGAGCCAGAUAUGAUGAACUAUUUCUCAUUUUGACAGUGCCAGCAUUCCACUUUACUGAACUCAUUGACAAUUGAAAAAUGGAUUUUCCUGUGGUGGUAUCUUUCAACAAGCAGAUGAAAGCUCCCAAGUCAUUUUGCACAAAAACAGAAAGCUAUUUUUUAACUUCAGAAACAUUCUAUUAGUAGGUAACUGUUAAACUGCAUCCUACUUUCAGUGUUAUUGCUGAUCAUAUUGGAGGAAGUAUACCUUUUACCAAUGUUGUAUUGAACUUAUAAUUAGUAGUAAGUCCGGUUUUGUCAAAUAAAAGCUGUAAUUUACUGGAAGCACCACUAUUUUAGCAUCAUUUAGAUGGAAGUCCAAAGAUAUCUUUAGAUGAUUUCUCACAGCUGACUCUGCUUCUUUGAUAUUUGUAGCUUCUUUAAAAUGGAGAUGCAAGAUAAUAGUUCCAGUGAUUAACUGUGCUCUGAUAAUUGCAACAGCUAUUAAAAUGUUUUUUUAAUUUUAGAACAACCUGUGGAAAUUAUGAUUACUAUGUACAGAAAAUGUAUGUUUCUGUCUCAUUUAUAUUUUGUCUUUGGUCUAUAAUAAUGCUUUUAAAUAGCUGUUAACAUUUUCAGAAAAAUGUUUUUCCUUGUGAGUUUCUUCUGUUUACAUGAGGAAUAAUGUUUAUAUGAAUUGUACAGUGCGGGUCUACAUCCGGAAGUAUAUAUUUUAACAUAUUUUAAGAUUUUGCAAGUUUGCUUGGAGGUCUAAAUUCUCCUGCAGCUGUAGGUUCUCACUGUAAUUCUGCUUGCUUAUGCAUAUUUGUAAUUAUCAGUACCAAAUAUACAUUAAAUUGGACAUUGCCUGUUAGUGGUUAUGUUAUGCGUGUGCUGUUUUGUUGAAAUGUUUCUUGGUGGAAGAGUAUUGUGGGUAUUGAUGGUGAAUGUGAGAAAUAAUUAUCUGAGUGUACUUGGUUACAUGGCCUAAAUUCUGCUAAUUUUAUUUAACAAUGCAUUUAUGCUUUGUAUGCAUUAACUUUUGGAUAGAAGUUUAUCUGAGGAAUUGAGGCACAGUAAUUUGAAAUGGAAAAUUAAUGCUACAUGUGCUUUAAGGUGGCCAAAUGCAAACUUAAAAAGCCUUAAUUUUCAUAGUGGUGCAAUGUUUUUUGCAUAACCUAUUCAGUUCCAUAAAAUUUAGAUUGCCAUGCAAGGGCUUGCAUUAUGAUUAUCUGCCACUUGAAUGUUUUGUCAUGUUUUAAUUGCAAGUAAAUAAAGUAUCUGUUUAACUUU